UCGCUUGAAGAAAAUGGCACCGCCAUCGUCGACCUCGCCGACGCCUGAUCCCAACUCCAUCAAAAUCGCCCUCGCCAUCGCCCUCCUCCGAUUGAAGAAACUCCACCACAAGCUUCCCUCUCCUUCUUCCACCUCCGACGCUCAGCGCUGGAAGCAGAAGGCAAAGGAGCGGAAGAGAGAGAUCCUGAGGCUCAGAGAGGAGCUCAAGCAGCUCGAAGAUGCGAAGGAGGGAGAGGAUCUGCCGCAGAUCGCUGCUUGCCAGUGCCAUUUCUUCGAUGGUUGCGGUGAUUUGAGGAAGGAUAGGGAGAAUGGAGGCGAUGAGCACUGGAUCAAUGAAGUUUUGAGGAGGCGAUUCUUAAGGCUUGUUCGUUGGAAAGAAAGGAGGAGAAGGGUGGAGGGUUCUCUGCACAGGAGGCAUUUUCUUGAGUUCAACAGUGAAAGUGAGUUUGAGCAGCUUGGUACAUCAAUUGAAUUAUUGGUGGAGCUUUCAAGCAUUAAUUCUGUCAAAGAGGAAUUUGGUGCUUCUUUUUCUACAUUGUCACAUCAAGCUACAGAUUUUAUUUUAGCCUCGUUGAAGAACUUGCUAUCAUUGCAAAAGGACGGCGAGCUUAUUGAAGAGACUGUCAAUGGAUUGGUUAUGCGUUUAAUGAGAAGAAUGUGUGGUCUUCAAGAAAACAAUGGAUAUUUGAAAUCUGAUUCAGAUGCCCAGUUUUAUGCCCAACACUUAAUCCGCAAGCUGGGACAUGAGGCCUUUGUUGGUCAACGCGUAAUGCUCAUAGUUUCUCAAAAGGUUUCAAUAGUAGCAGACAGCUUACUUGUGAUGGAUCCUUUUGACAAGGCUUGCCCGGCAAUGCAUGGCAGCAUGUAUAUGAUGAUUCAACUGAUGGAGUUAUUGAUUUUGGAUUCUGUGCAAGAAUGGACAAGUAAUGAAGAUUUUGAUAAAAGAAUUUUUGAAGAAUGGGUGAGAUCGAUUCUACAAGCACGCAAGAGUUUGGAAUUAUUGGAGUGCAGGAAUAGCCUAUACAUGUUAUAUAUUGAACGGGUAAUUGGCGAAUUGGUGAAACAGGUGAGCCCUCUAGCAGAACAAGGAAAUCUUGAUCCGCAGAUUCUCUCUGAUCUUAUCUGCUGCUGAUGAGGUCUCGCUUUCACCUGGCGAUUCUAUAAUAACUCACUAAAAGAGCAUGAGGUUUCAUAGUUUUGACCGAGAAGUCUGUGUCGUGAAUCAAUACAGGAGUACCUACAAGCAAUAUAGAAACUGUCUUUAUGGAUAUAGAAAUGACUCUCAUUGCAGAAAUUUAGGUAAAGGUAAUUUUCAUGGCGUUGUUAAACAUUUUCUGUGCAAGCAAAAUUUCUUUCACAACAACUUUGUGGUUAUUCAUCCAAGUAAUAUACAAGGGUACUACAAGAAAUAAUGCUGUCCUAGUCUAUGCAUCUUCAGGUGCGUGGCUCUUUCUUAUAUUUUUACUUUCACAUGUGAUUAUCUGUAUCUAUUGCAAUAAACGUCCGAUUUCUUCAGUAUUAGAUUUAGAACAUGUUUGGAUGGUACUUGUAGGAUUGGGAAAAUGAAAUAUGCUAUGGGCUCAAAAAAGGAUCCUUUUCAUAAGAUGCUCCAAAAAUCUUCAUUUACGAGGGUUUGCUAUUCUAGAAAUCUAAUGAAUGGCAACAGCAUCCAGCUGCCUGCGGCGCUGGAAAGUACAUCCACUAUUGAAAAGUAAUCGACUCCUUAUUAAUUUUA
Asparagus officinalis (garden asparagus) is the source of this 1735-nucleotide messenger RNA. Its product is annotated as protein MULTIPOLAR SPINDLE 1. The record is from RefSeq and is a predicted model, not a curated record. Bases 14 to 1132 code for a protein of 372 amino acids. Lineage: Eukaryota; Viridiplantae; Streptophyta; Magnoliopsida; Asparagales; Asparagaceae. Gene Ontology annotation, biological process: meiotic DNA double-strand break formation; meiotic spindle organization. The transcript has 10 exons.